Ictalurus punctatus (channel catfish) is the source of this 7514-nucleotide messenger RNA. Its product is annotated as solute carrier family 45 member 4. The transcript is spliced from 8 exons. Gene Ontology annotation, molecular function: sucrose:proton symporter activity. NCBI's taxonomy places the organism in Eukaryota, Metazoa, Chordata, Actinopteri, Siluriformes, Ictaluridae. Gene Ontology annotation, cellular component: membrane. The record is from RefSeq and is a predicted model, not a curated record. Gene Ontology annotation, biological process: transmembrane transport. The coding region runs from base 1065 to 3473 and encodes 802 amino acids.
UGACUGGAGUUCAGCAGGCCUUCUGCCAUCUACUUUCACAGGCUGGCAAGGUUAAAUCUUUCAGCGUCUCCUCUCAUGGGUUUCAUAAUAUUCCAUCGUCUGACCAAUCGGCAUUCUGAAAAUGGAGAGAAUAAUGAUAGCCGUUUGUCAGGAGAUCAGUUUCCGAGAAUAGUGAUCAAUUAUAUCACAUCAUCAGGUUUUGUCUUUAGUAACCUAUUGAAGGCUCAUAUGCAUGCAUGGAUAGAGAGCUAAACAAACAGUAUCACAGCUCUGAUGUCGGCUUUGGUGCAAAGCAUUUUUGCACCUUUGUGGUGCAAACCUUCUGGAUAAAAGCUUUGUGCUAUUGCUGCUUCAUUGAUGAAUGCUAUAGCACUCCAGCUAAAAGAAAAUUGAAUGGCGCUGACAUGAGAGUGGAAAAAGAAAGGACGGCUCUGGGUGGAAUUAGGACGCUCGGUUCACGGAUGAUGGGCUUAUUUUAGCACGAUUGAUAAGCCACUCGAUGGGGAUUCACCGGCGAGCUCCCAGCUGUGUGUCCUGCCCUGCGGCCCGCUGCCUGCCCUCUCUCUUCAACACCUCCUCCACCGAAAUCAUGAAACUAGUAUUAACUGAAUGGCAAAUGAUAUGGAUUUUUACUGUUUCUAAUAGACAGUAAACACACACUUACCAUUUACACGCACCACACACAUACACUUACCCAUUUACACACACCACACACACAUACACACAUAUACACACACAUUCAUACCUACUGUCACUUACAUACAUAUACACAUACAUUUACUCACACCAAAGGGAGUGACCUCAUGACAAAGCCAUAUCUCCCUCACGGGUGCAUACCAAAAAUCCUGACACGGUUCUGCUCAGAGCUUCACGGCAUGUCCUUGAGGAACCAAAACGGAAUGUAUUCUUCGCAGUAAGCGCUUGAUUCCUUUCAACAGCGCACUUCAAUUACCCAAAGGAGCUGCUUGGAUUUUAACGUGCACCAUUCAUCUUUUGAAUUGAGUUGGCUUUAUUUUGGUUUUGCACAUCUUUAAAGAGUGAGGUGUCCUUCCCUUGCCGAUUGCAUGCCGACGACGAUGGCGCCCAAGAACACUGAUGCAGAUGCCAUGCAGGUGCAGGAAGUCGUGGUGGUCCCUGCCAAGACGGCCAGCAGAGGCUCAGACAGAGGUGGAGGAGGGGACAAGGCUAACGCAGCGGGUGGAGCCACUGGACGGGACCAGGAGAGUCAAGAGGAGUCAGCAAGCGAGGGUUCUAUAGACAGCAUCCCCUUGCGCCAGUGGGUUAUGAACGGAGCCAUCAUGUUUGGACGAGAGUUCUGCUACGCAAUGGAGACAGCCCUGGUGACUCCCGUACUGCUGCAAAUUGGUCUUCCAGAACAGUACUACAGCCUGGUGUGGUUCCUGAGCCCCAUCUUGGGCCUCAUGUUCACUCCUUUGAUAGGAUCAGCCAGUGACCGCUGCACUUUGCGCUGGGGUCGCCGCCGGCCCUUCAUUCUGGCACUGUGUGUGGGUGUGCUCUUCGGCGUAGCGCUCUUCCUCAACGGAUCUCUAAUAGGUUUGGCUAUAGGAGACGUGCCCAACAAGCAGCCUAUAGGCAUCGUUCUGACGGUGCUUGGAGUGGUCGUGCUGGACUUCUGUGCUGAUGCAGCUGAGGGGCCCAUCAGAGCAUAUCUGCUGGAUGUGGCUGACACAGAAGAGCAGGAUAUGGCUCUCAACAUCCACGCUUUCUCAGCAGGACUGGGAGGUGCUGUGGGCUAUGCACUUGGUGGUCUUGACUGGACAAACACCUUCCUUGGUCAGGCUUUUAAGUCCCAGGAACAAAUCCUGUUUGUGUUUGCAGCUGUAAUAUUCAUCGUCUCAGUGACACUGCACCUCUUCAGCAUUGAGGAGGAACAGUAUAUCCCGCAGCAGGAACGACUGGAUGAGGAGGCUGAUGGGACAGCCUCUGAUAAAAUGAAUGUCCUGUUUGGUCUUCCGACAUCGCAGCAGCAGCUCGAUCUGAUGUCUGAGGAUGUGCCCUAUGAGCGUGAAGUCCACUCAGUUGAGCCAGAGCUGGACUUCCUGGAUGUGGAGCUGGUGCGCAGUAAGAGUGACUCAGUGCUGGCCAUGGCUGAUGGCACACUGGAGCAUGAGGCACUCUUCUUGCGCCAGAUAGAGCCUUCCAUCUUUCAUGAGCGCUUAUCAUCCUACCACGGCAGCCAAGAGUUCCCACUUGGGCGCUUCAGCUUCAGCCGUCACUCAUCCUUGGUGCACGAACCAGAGGGUGAAGAGGUGCCACUCCAUGCGGAAUCCAAAGCCCCCAAUGGCCAACUAGCAGGGAACAGUGAUACCGUCGGACAUUCCCAGCCACUUCCAACAAAUGCGCUCAAAUCCUCCAGUGCUGGAGCUGCCAUCCGGCGCCGGCGCCACACCUUCUACCGCCAGUCGUCCUGUACUUUCUCCUACUAUGGACGCCUGGGCUCACACCGCUACCGCUACAGGCGUGCCAACGCCGCCGUGCUUAUAAAACCAUCACGCAGCAUGAACGACAUCUACGAGAUGCAGCAGCGUCAGAGGAGGGGGCAGCGGCACAGGGCUCGGCACCAAAGUGGAAACACUACAUCGAGCGGAGACACUGAAAGUGAGGAGGGUGAAAUGGAGACUACUGUACGCCUUCUCUGGAUGUCCAUGCUAAAAAUGCCCAAAGAAUUACUGCGGCUGUGUCUUUGUCACCUGCUCACCUGGUUCGCCAUCAUCGCUGAGGCUGUGUUCUACACUGACUUUAUGGGACAGGUCAUCUACGAGGGUGAUCCCACGGCUCCUUCAAACUCCACUGAGCUGCAAAACUACCAUAAAGGAGUGCAGAUGGGCUGCUGGGGCCUGGUAAUCUAUGCUGCCACUGCUGCUGUCUGCUCAGCUUUACUCCAAAAGUACCUGGACAACUUUGACCUCAGCAUAAGGAUCAUCUACAUUCUGGGCACCCUGGGCUUCUCUGCCGGCACAGCCAUCAUGGCCAUCUUUCCCAACGUCUACAUGUCCAUGGUGAUGAUCAGCAGUAUGGGUAUCAUCUCCAUGAGCAUCUCCUACUGUCCAUAUGCUCUACUGGGCCAGUACCAUGAGAUCAAAGAGUAUAUCCAUCACAGCCCUGGCAACUCAAAGCGAGGCUUCGGCAUCGACUGCGCAAUACUGUCCUGCCAGGUGUACAUCUCUCAGAUCAUCGUGGCGUCAGCAUUGGGUGCAGUGGUGGACGCAGUGGGCAGCGUGCGUGUCAUCCCCAUGGUGGCAUCCGGUGGCUCUUUCCUGGGUUUCCUGACCGCUUGCUUCCUGGUCAUCUAUCCAGGAGAUGGUGAUGGGGAGAAGAGUGAGCAGAACAAAGCUCUCACUAAUUCUAACAACAGAGAGAAUGACACCAGCACAGAGAAGCCCACUGUCCUCAAGCUUACACGCAAAGGCACCACCACAACCUGCAAAGUGGAGUGCGAAUCCACGCUGUAAUGAAGAUGAGCGGCUGUGGAGCUCACAUUCCCUCUAUCCUAACAGAGUUCAGCGUGCACUGGGGAAUGAUGUAGAUUUAAUUUGUUUCUUCAUUUGUUUUGGGAGGUGGCAUUGUCAGUCUUGAUCCUCAUGGCCACCAGGGGGAACAGGACACUCGAAAUGACAAGGGCAUUGUUGUCUCUCUUUCUUUCUAUACAUAUAUAUUUCUCUAUUUAAGCAUGCACGUCAUCCAAUCAAAGAUCCUACUUCCACUCCAAGUGCAAGACUUAAUCCUGUAAUCUAAUCUAAUUGAAAUGAGAAUUAUUUGUGUAAGAUAAUCACUUGGAUUCUAGGUUUUGUUUCCAUUGACGAUUGUUCCUUCAUGUUUGAUUGUUUGGUUUUAUGGCCUCCCGUCCAGGAAGACGAAGUUUCCCAAGUACAUUUACAUUAAGUAAUAUUUACUCCUUGUUUUUAUACGUGUCAACUCGUCGUGGCUUUAUGUGAAUGUGUGAUCAGCAGCAAGGCACCCAAAGGUUUAAAACGGACUCAAAUCCUUGUUUCUGUAUUUCGUUAACCUUUCCAUAGUGUUUUAGUUUGUGCAAAACUGCUAAAAAUCUGUGCUGGGAGAAGGAAUUGAUUCUCCUUCAACGAUUCCUACCUUUUCCAGGGUCCUCUGCUCCACCUAUGAGCAGUACAUAUAAAAAAUUUCAACACAUAUCCAAAUCUUCCACCCAUUGGUGGAAAUGCUUUACUCCUUAACAAAUAAUGCCGUAACGAAUCUCAAUGCUGCGUCUGAGUCUUCAUGGAGCGAACGAGUAAAUAUGUGAGGAUAGUGGAAGAUCCCCUGUGUAUCUUUCAGUUCAGUUUUCAUUUGUAACAGGAUGUGAUUGGAGUCAGCUCAGUGGUUUUGUAGUUUGAGUGCCUGAACGUGGGGCUUGAGGUGAUUUGGUAAGGUGCUUGAGGAGCAUUUCAGUGUCAGUGCUCACUGUUUUCACUUUUUGUCAGAACUUAAGCUGUGUAGUGAAUUCAGUAAAAAAAAAAAAAAAAGUUGGUUUUAGUUUAGUUCUUGACCUUUCUGUGUGCUUCUCUUGAAUGGAGGGUGCUUGGGACUGAAGUGCUGCACCAUCACUAGUAAUGUUUACAUUCUCCUUCACUGCUGCAUGUUGGAAGUCAUUUUUAGACCCUUCCACACUGAGAUCUCCCAAUUUUCUUGUCAUCUCUGGCACCUUGGCUCUUCCGUGGCCUCUGAUUCAGUUCCAGUUUACUCCACAGCCGUGCAAUACAUCUGUGAUGGUGGACGCUGGGGUGGUUGUGUGCUUAAUCUUUCCAGCUGGUCUUCUGGGAUUGUUACAUUUGGUGUAAAGUGGUGAGAUUUCUGACUUGCUAAAGGCUGGAUGACCAGUCAUGAUCUUAAGUCAGGACCCUAUUGGGAUAUUUACAAGACACGAUAUUUACUUCCAUGUUGCUGUUUAGCAUGUCAGACACUCUGAAGCAUGUUGACAAUGUUUGUGUUUCCCUCGAAGCAGAUUUGUACUUAUAGCAAUCUUUAUACAGUAUUAAAACAAAGUCCUAAGCUGAAAUAUGUUUUUUUGGAAUGUUGAUUUAAAAGAAGAAGAAGAAGAAAAAAAAACAAUGAACCAAACUUGAAGAAAUAUAUAUGUAUACACACAGCUUAUUUUCAGACAAAUCAGACACAGUUGCAAUAAUAAUGUUACUUGCCUCAGAACGUGUGGACGUUUGAGCGCUGAAUUUUUCUACCUAGUGCAUGAGGAUGCUGCAUCCUAUAUACUAAAGAAAUGCAAUACAUUUUAUGAAGGCCAUUUAGCCUCUAUAAUGAACAUGUAAAAAACAUGUUAUAAUGCAUUUAUAAGGCAUUGUUGUUAACAUUGAAUUGUUAAAAUAACGUGUCAAGUAUUAACAGUGUACCACAACGACACUAUCUGUAUCUCUAACUGUUCAGUUAAAAAACAAAAAAUCCCUAUCUAUAUUCUGUUUAAAACAUGAAGUGGGUGUGGCCUAAACCAAAUGUAAUUUUUUCAUUAUAAUAUGAACCCAAUCACAAUGCUCCCAAAGGAAAACUCUGGACAAAAUUCCAGAGGAAAAAAAAUUAGCUACAUCAUUCAAGGUCAUAAUUUGUCGCAACUUGAUAUAUGUUUGAGGGAUUUAAAAAAAAAAAAAAAAAAAAAAAAUCCUGCUCAGUUUUUUUUUUUUUUUUUUUUUUUUGUGUACCUAUUAGUUUUGUCUGUACCAACCCAUGUUAUUUUCUUCCAGAUUUACUUGGUUUAAUUUCCCAAAGUAUAAACUAACUAGUAGUCUAAUUUAAACUACCACAACUCUGAGCAGGCAGUUACUAAUGAUGGAUGAAUGAACAUUGUAAAUGCACUUUGUUACUGUUCAUGUUAAUGAGCAUGGUCUUUAUUUGUCCCACAGGCUUUAUAUCUGUAUUUAUGUCCGUUUAACAUUAUCUGUCCUCUCCAAAUACUGUAUUCAUAUUUGACUAUAUACCGAAUAAGAAUUUUCAAAAUAUCUCACACUUUAUGUAGAGCUGUCAAGUGCUGCUUUAUACAUUCUUAUAAAUAAGAAAAAUAAUAAAUAUUAUAAAAUAUUUGAGUUAUAGCAAAAAAAAAAAAUAACGCUACAAUACAUUAAAAGUUUAAUACAUCUUGAGUUCAAGAAAAUACAAAAAUUGGAAAAAGUAUAGUGCUCAAUUUAUCUGUUAAGCAUAAUAUGCAAGCUAAGUUUCCUGGACAUGUUAUGUACACUACAUUGUACUGUAUUAACAAUUAAUAACGUAAAGUGCAAUUUUCAUUAAUGAUUAUAAUAAUAUGUACAGUAUAAUGCCUUUAAAAUGUUUCAUAACAUAGAUAUGGUGGAUAUAGAUAUGGAUAUAAAUAUGGCCUUCAUAGAAAGUGUUACUGAUAUGUACUCAUUACUUAAAAUAUUAGAGACUUGGCAUAAGUUAUUGGACAGGUCUCCUAUUUUUAUUUUUAUUUUUUAAAUACUUGAAGUGUGCUGUGUUAGUUUUUUUCAAUGAUCCAAAAAAGUGUAUGGUAAAGACCUGGAUGAAGGGAUGCUCGGUUGGACUUGAUUUGGUUAGCUUUGCUCUAUAAGGAGGUGUGUUCAAGUCACGUGAAUGUAACUAUUGUCAUAUUAUUGUUUUACUAUGAGCAAAAGAUCUGACAUUGCAAAGAACUUGCACACGGGCUGUCAUCCCUGACUCGGAUUAUGCAUAGUCUUGGACUACGAAGGAUUUCCGAUGAAGUUGCAUCUUUUACUGUGCAAGUUAGUUCAAGACAAGGCUUAAUCCUUGUCUUAAAGGAUGCCCGCACAGAGUUUUAAGAAUCAUCUUGCAAAAGAAAAAAAAAAACUGUGGAUAUUUAUUUUUCAGCGCUUUCAUGUUAUACAAAAUGCUUUGGCUUUAUUUAAGGAAGAAAAUAUAAUUGCAGAGAGAUCUAUUAUUAAGUGUUGUACUAAAUGCAAAUUAGUAUGCGAAGUAUGUGUUGGAAAAGAUCAGAGAGCUGUGAGCGUGUGUUGUGUAUGCGUGUGUGUGUCUGUGUAAUGUCAGAAUUAGACUUUAGCUUUACAUUUCCUAGUUUACAGACAUUAAUUUAAAGCAAAUGUCACUUAAGUCAAUGAUUCUCAUUAUAUGUAGUUCAAGGUAUGUGAUUACUGAAUAAUCUUUUAUCAUUGCCUCAUUAUGAUUGUGUCUUUGUUCCGUGUUCAUCAUUAUAAAGAAAGUAAGUGGAUGUUAACACUGUUACAACAGACAAAAUGUAUGAAGGAGAAUAGAAUAUCUGCAGUGUACUAUAUGCCUCUUAUUUGAAAGUUGUAUAUAUUCCUUUGAAAUAGCUUCUUUUGCUGCUAUUUAAAAAAAAAAAAUCUGAUUAUUUUUGUUAGUUUCAUUUUCUAAGAAAUGUACAUAACAUCUGUAAAUAUGCACAAGCCUUCAAAUGUAGACUUAUUCAGGAACACUGUAUUGAACGCACCUUUAAAGAAUCACUGAAAGAAACAUUGCUGAUGCGUCUCCUUUUUCAUCUGGUCCUUUCCCUGUAUAACUGCAUG